This is a messenger RNA of Nanorana parkeri, 583 nucleotides long. Its product is annotated as gastrula zinc finger protein XlCGF66.1-like. NCBI's taxonomy places the organism in Eukaryota, Metazoa, Chordata, Amphibia, Anura, Dicroglossidae. Gene Ontology annotation, biological process: regulation of DNA-templated transcription. The transcript is spliced from 5 exons. Bases 104 to 583 code for a protein of 159 amino acids. The record is from RefSeq and is a predicted model, not a curated record.
UGCGGACAAUAAUAAUGGAAGAGAGGAGACAAUAAGCUUGCUUAGUGUUGGUGAGGUGUCGUAGUCCGUCCCGUCUGUAAGGAGAAGAGGCUCGUCAGCAAAGAUGGAGAAGGAACGCGGUCACAUGACUGAGACGAUAUUAAACCUCACCAUGGAGAUCAUCUACCUGCUGACCGGAGAGAACUAUAUUGCUUUCAAGAUGACUGAUGGCUUGGUUACACCUAAGUUGAGGAAGGCCUUGCAGCCUGUUCUGGAGCCUCCAUCCCAAGCCCUGCAACCAGAGAGUGACAACGAUAAGAAAAUUCAAGAGGUGACCAGCAAGAUCAUCGAGCUGCUGACAGGAGAGGUUCCUAUAAGGUGUCAGGAUGUCUCUGUCUAUUUAUCAAAAGAAGAAAGAGGGUGUCUAGAAGAAUACAAGGACAUGUACAAGGAUGUCGUGAUGGAAAACCAACCACCUCUCACAUCACCGGAGAGCAGAGGCUCCGCUGGCUCCAUGCUGCUGGCUCUGAUGUUGGAGCUGGAACCAUGGAGGAACCCUCUGACAGGAGAUCUAUUCACCCAUUCUUCAAUGCUCACAGUCUAA